AUGGCCGCCAGAGGGGACCUUCGACCUCCCCACCAUCCACCGGAGCCAAAACCCAUACUUGCCUUACAGGAAACGGAGAAGGUAAAGGAGAAGAAGAACCUCACCCUGCCUUCAGCACCCCUCUACCCUGUCUUGCAGGGGGGAACUGAAGAGGAAUUAAUCUUUCCUCCACCUGACCUGUACAACUGGAAGGCUCAGAAUCCUAAGUUCUCUGAGAAGCCGGCAGGACUUAUCGAUUUGUUAGAUUCUGUCCUAUUCACCCAUCAGCCGAUAUGGGACGACUGUCAACAGCUUUUGCAGGUCCUAUUCACCACAGAGGAGAGGGAGAGGAUCCUCAACGAAGCCCGGAAAUUAGUUCCGGGCGUGGAUGGAAAUCCCACCACCAACGCAGCCCUAAUAGAUGCUUCCUUUCCCCUGACUAGGCCUGAAUGGGAUUUCAACACGGCAGAAGGUAAGGAGAGGCUCCGGGUCUACCGCCAGACUCUAAUGGGGGGUCUCCGCAUGGCUGCUAGGAAGCCAACUAAUCUGGCCAAGGUAGGGAAUGUUCAGCAGGAAAGGGAUGAGUCCCCGGCUGCCUUUCUGGAGCGGAUCAUGGAGGCAUUCCGUACCUACACCCCCAUGGAUCCAGAAGCUCCCAAUAACAGGGCGGCUGUGGUCAUGGCCUUUGUAAACCAAUCAGCCACAGAUAUUAGAAGGAAACUGCAGAAGGUAGAUAGGUUAGGGGAGAAGAGUUUAAAGGACCUGCUGGAAGUAGCCGAGAAGGUGUACAAUAACAGAGAGCCCCCGGAAGAAAGGCAGGCUCGUGCUUCGGCGGCUGCUAGCAGCAAACAAACCCGAGACCUAGCUAAGAUCCUGCUCGCCACCACCGCGGACUCUCCCGAGGAACGGAACCGCCGUCUCCGCCGACUCGCCGGCAGCCAGGAAGACGGUAAGGGGACCACCCGGGGCGGGAGGCGGAAGCUGCAGAAAGAUCAGUGUGCUUACUGUAGGGAGAUAGGGCACUGGAAACAAGAGUGCCCAAAGAAAACCAGCAAAAAGGGUGGUGGAGCGGAUCGAGUAAAGGUUCUGGAGCUGGAUGAACUGAGUGAUUAGGGGAGUCGGGGUUCGGACCCCCUCCCCGAACCCAGGGUAACCCUUAGAGUGGAGGGGACCCCCAUUGACUUCCUUGUCGACACCGGAGCACAACACUCAGUCCUCCGUACGCCUCAAGGAAAAUUAGCAAAUAAGAAGUCUUGGGUGCAAGGGGCAACUGGUAUGAGCCAGUAUUCAUGGACUACCCGAAGAACGGUGGAUUUAGGGACGGGACGGGUAUCCCACUCUUUUAUGGUAAUUCCGGAAUGCCCCUACCCCCUGUUAGGACGAGACCUACUCACUAAGAUCGGAGCCCAGAUAACUUUCAGACAAGGGGGGCCUCAGGUUACUGAUGGCAAGGGCCACCCUAUUCAGGUCCUGACCAUGAGGCUGGAGGAUGAGUACCGGCUUCACCAAAAAGCCUCUCCAGUAGAGGACAGCAUGGACGAAUGGCUGCAGGAGUUCCCCAUGGCUUGGGCAGAGACAGGGGGAGUGGGGCUCGCCGCCCACAGGGCCCCAGUCCUGGUAGAAUUAAAACCAGGGCAAGGCCCGGUAAGAGUCAAACAGUACCCCAUGCCCCAGGAGGCCCGGAAGGGAAUUCAGCCACACGUUCGGAGACUGAGGGGCCUAGGGGUGCUGGUCCCCUGCCAGUCUGCCUGGAACACCCCCCUCCUGCCAGUCAAGAAGCCUCACACGAAUGAUUACCGGCCAGUACAGGACCUCCGGGAAGUAAAUAAAAGAGUUAUGGACAUACACCCAACAGUCCCCAACCCAUACACUCUCUUAAGCUCUCUGGCGCCCUCCCGUGUCUGGUAUACUGUGUUAGAUUUGAAGGAUGCCUUUUUCAGUUUGCCGCUGGCACCCCGCAGUCAACCCCUGUUUGCCUUUGAGUGGCAUGAUCCGGAAGAGGGCUACAGUGGGCAACUGACGUGGACCCGGUUGCCUCAGGGAUUCAAGAACUCGCCCACUAUCUUCGACGAGGCUCUAAACGAGGACCUGGGUGAGUACCGGAGAACACACCCCUUCCUCACUCUCCUUCAGUAUGUGGAUGAUAUCCUGAUUGCAGCAGACACGGCUGAAGACUGCAAGCAGGGGACAAGGGACCUGCUGGCCUCCUUGGGGGCCCUUGGGUACCGGGCUUCUGCGAAGAAGGCCCAGAUAUGCAAAGAAAGGGUGAGUUACCUGGGAUACAUCCUGGAGGGUGGACAGCGGCGGCUGUCAGAUGCCAGAAAAGAAACUGUUUUGAAAAUCCCAACCCCCACCUCCCGAAGGGAAGUGAGGGAAUUCCUAGGGUCGGCUGGCUACUGCCGCCUCUGGAUACUGGGUUUCGCGGAGAUAGCCAGGCCCCUAUAUGAGGCAACCAAGGAGGGAAAGGCAUUUGAAUGGACUGAGAGAGAAAAGACAGCCUUUGAGCAGUUAAAGAAAGCCCUCCUAAGUGCCCCGGCCCUGGGCCUGCCAGAUAUCACGAAGCCAUUCCACCUCUUCGUAGAUGAACACAAAGGAAUAGCGAAAGGGGUCCUGACUCAAACCCUAGGCCCCUGGAGCCGCCCAGUGGCUUAUUUAUCCAAAAAGUUAGACCCUGUAGCUGCCGGAUGGCCACCGUGCCUACGGAUUAUUGCGGCAACGGCGCUUUUAGUCAAAGACGCUGACAAGCUGACUCUGGGGCAGGAAGUCUGGAUCACCACCCCACAUGCCAUUGAGGGAGUCCUGAGGCAACCUCCUGACAGAUGGAUGAGCAACGCACGUAUAACACACUACCAGAGUCUCCUUCUCAACCCUCCCAGAGUACGGUUUCUUCCCAGUGCGGCUCUCAACCCUGCCACCUUGCUGCCCGACCCCGACCUAGAUGCUCCCCUACAUGACUGUGCAGGAAUCCUGGAACAAGUGCAUGGGAUCCGGAAGGACCUGACCGACCAGCCCCUUCCAGAUGCAGACGUCACCUGGUUCACGGACGGAAGCAGUUUCGUACGGGACGGAAGCAGGUAUGCGGGUGCAGCUGUAGUCACUGAAACGGAUACUGUAUGGGCAGAGGCCCUGCCCUCCGGGACGUCAGCCCAGAGAGCAGAGCUUGUGGCCCUCACCAAGGCCCUGACACUGGGAGUUGGCAGGCGGCUCAACAUCUACACAGACAGCCGUUAUGCGUUCGCCACCGCUCAUGUUCAUGGGGCAAUCUACCAAGAGAGAGGGUUACUGACAGCAGAGGGGCGGACUAUAAAAAAUAAACAGGAGAUACUUGACUUGCUCUCGGCCUUAUGGCUCCCUGCCAAGUUGGCCAUCAUACACUGUCAAGGGCACCAGAAGGCCGACGACCCGGUGGCAAGAGGAAACCGCAGGGCUGACCAGGUGGCCAAGGCAGUAGCCUUUUCUCCGAUCCCCACCAUGGCCCUACAGCUCCCAGACCCAGGGGACCCAGUUUUGCCAGUUCAGCCAGGAUAUUCCCUGGAGGAGUUACAGCGCAUUAGGAAGCUUCCCCAAGCAAAAGAGGAGAAGGGGUGGUGGUAUACACCGCAAGGGGAGCUCAUACUGCCGGACCAGCUUGGAGUGUCCAUGAUAAAGCACAUGCACCGGUCCACUCACCUGGGGGCACGCAAAUUAAAGGACUUAAUCCGACACGCCAGAAUUAAGAUCCACCAACAGGACAUCAAAAUAGAACAGGUCGUAUCUGCCUGCAAAACCUGUCAACUCACAAAUGCAAGAACCGGGCCGAGUGAAAAAGGAGCUCGGCUCAGAGGAACCAAGCCCGGAGCACAAUGGGAGGUCGACUUCACUGAGGUUAAACCAGGAAAGUAUGGCUAUAAAUAUUUAUUAGUAUUUGUAGAUACCUUCUCUGGAUGGGUAGAAGCAUACCCAACUAAGCAUGAAACAGCUCAGACGGUGGCCAAGAAGCUGCUGGAAGACAUCUUGCCCAGGAACUCCCCCUACACUCUGGGUUUUACCCCUUAUGAGAUCAUGUUCGGCCGGCCACCCCCUAUUAUCCCCAACCUUAAAGCUGACUCUCUUGCAGAAUUUGAAAGUCAAGAACUGUUUCUUUCCUUGAGAGGGCUCCAGAAGGCGCACGAGGACAUUUGGCCGCGCCUCCGCGCUAUCUACGAGACUGGCCCAACCCCGACUCCUCACCAGCAUAAGCCGGGGGACUGGGUAUACGUCAAGAGACACCGCCGGGAGACCCUUGAGCCACGUUGGAAGGGUCCUUACGUCGUGGUGCUGACGACCCCCACCGCUCUCAAAGUGGACGGCGUCGCCACCUGGGUCCAUCACACCCACGUUCGGCCAGCAGACCCCUCGGCGAUCCGUGAAGACUUCAUCGCCCAGUGGAGCGUUAGUCGAGACCAAUGCAACCCGCUCAAGCUCAAGCUGAGGCGUUCUCAACCUGCCUGA
This is a messenger RNA of Eptesicus fuscus (big brown bat), 4449 nucleotides long. RefSeq lists its product as uncharacterized. Lineage: Eukaryota; Metazoa; Chordata; Mammalia; Chiroptera; Vespertilionidae. The record is from RefSeq and is a predicted model, not a curated record. Gene Ontology annotation, biological process: virion assembly; DNA integration; proteolysis. The transcript has 4 exons. Gene Ontology annotation, molecular function: aspartic-type endopeptidase activity; zinc ion binding; RNA-DNA hybrid ribonuclease activity.